Molecule: messenger RNA, 1086 nt
Organism: Rhipicephalus sanguineus (brown dog tick)
Lineage: Eukaryota; Metazoa; Arthropoda; Arachnida; Ixodida; Ixodidae
Gene: Nubpl
Product: iron-sulfur protein NUBPL
Exons: 10
Coding region: 10-981 (323 amino acids)
Biological process (GO): mitochondrial respiratory chain complex I assembly; iron-sulfur cluster assembly
Cellular component (GO): mitochondrion
Molecular function (GO): 4 iron, 4 sulfur cluster binding; ATP binding; ATP-dependent FeS chaperone activity
Source: RefSeq, a predicted model, not a curated record
UUUUUAAAAAUGGCGAAUCGGUGCAACUUUACGAUUCACUUGUUUGGAAGGUCUCUUCAUUGGCUAAGUUAUACGAUACGAAACUCAAACGCCGUCCCUGGAUGCUGCAGCUCAUUUCAAAGUGUACCGUUGCGACGUUUUGGUGGUGAUUCAAGCAAUAAUAGAGCAGAACAAAGUCGGGAAAGAACAUCACGUGGACUGCCUAAGAAGUUUCCAGUUGCAGGUGUGAGGCAUGUUGUCCUGGUGGCAUCUGGGAAAGGUGGUGUUGGGAAAUCCACCACUGCAGUCAACUUGGCUUUGGCCCUUUCUUUGCAUGAAAAGAAGCCAACUGUGGGGCUUCUUGAUGCAGAUGUGUAUGGACCCUCCAUUCCACGCAUGAUGAACCUGAGUGGUGAACCAGAAUUGACACAACAAAACCUCAUGAAGCCACUCGUUAAUUAUGGGAUUAAGUGCAUGUCCAUGGGGUUUUUGGUCGACGACAAGGUGCCUAUUGUGUGGCGAGGACUUAUGGUCAUGUCUGCAAUUGAGAAACUGCUUAGGCAGGUAGCAUGGGGACCACUAGACUAUCUUGUUGUUGAUAUGCCACCAGGAACAGGAGACACGCAGCUUUCCAUCUCCCAGAACAUUCCAGUGUCAGGGGUGGUCGUAGUGACAACACCUCAGGAAAUUGCACUUAUCGAUGCACGCAAGGGCGCUGAGAUGUUUCGCAAGGUCAGCGUGCCUAUUCUUGGGCUGGUGCAGAAUAUGAGUCGGCUUGCCUGCCCAAGCUGUGGCCAUGAGUCUCACAUAUUUGGCAAAGAUGGUGCCACCGAGCUUGCCAGGGAGAUGGCGCUUGAUAUUUUGGGUGAUGUUCCUCUUGACAUAGAGAUAAGGGAGAGUUCUGACAAUGGUCAGCCAAUUGUGGUGUCUAAUGGAAACUCUCCUCAGGCUCAAGUCUACAAGGACAUGGCCCAAAAAAUUAUCCAAAAGUUACCAGUUUGAGCACACUUAUGACUAGUCAGUGCAUUGAGCAUACUAUUACCACUGGGCCAAUAAGUACAAAUGUACAAUGCUUGUACAGGGCACUUAGAACUUAUAGCAUAUUUU